AGCCCCUGGCCUCUGCUGGCUUAGCACAAACACUUCCCGUCCCCAGAGCUCCGGGCCCACACACAGCGCUGACCUGGGUGGCCAGGCCCCGGGGAGCCCAGGCUCUCAGGCAGGGCAGGCAGGGGUGGCCUGGGCCCGGCUCCGGACAGCCACCUCCCGCUCUGAUGCUGUCCGGUCCCCGGCUCCGAGACGGAGGCCUAGGGCUCUCCCUGUGAGCCCCUCCCUGGGGUCUCCCUCCCCACCGCGCCCCCACCCCGCUCUUCUCACCCCAGAGGGAGCAGGAAGCCCCCAGAGAAGGGAGAGGUCCCAGGCAGGGGCGCCAGUGACGACCUCCGCGGGGGCCGGGGGCUCUCACGGCUGACGGCCCCUCCAGCUGCACCACCCGGGGAGCUCACCGCCGGGCCCUGCGUGCGCCCACCCGCCAGGCAGCCACCCACGCACAGCAUGUGCGCGCUGCCAGUGCCCCGGGAGCCCCUGCGCCGCGUGGCCGUGACCGGGGGCACCCACGGCAACGAGCUGUCCGGCGUCCACCUGGUGCGGCACUGGCUGCGGGCGCCGGGGGAGCUGCGGAGACCCAGCUUCGCCGCCACGCCCGUGCUGGCCAACCCGGCCGCCGCGGCCGCCUGCCGCCGCUACGUCGGCUGUGACCUCAACCGGGCUUUCACCAGCGGCUUCCUCAGCGCGAAGGCCAGUCCAGACGACCCGUAUGAGGUGACAAGGGCCCGGGAGCUGGACCAGCUCCUGGGGCCCAAAGCCUCGGGCGCGGCCUUCGACCUGGUCCUGGACCUGCACAACACCACAGCCAACGUGGGCACCUGCCUCAUCGCCGAGACGGCCCACCAAGUCUUCGUCAUGCACCUGUGCCGCCACCUGCAGCUGCAGACCCCAGAGCUGCCCUGCCGGGUCCUCCUGUACAAGCAGCCGGGGGAGGAGAGCUACCACGUGGGCUCUGUGGCCAAGAACUCGCUGGGCCUGGAGCUGGGCCCGCAGCCUCAGGGCGUGCUGCGGGCCGACGUCUUCUCCCGCAUGAGGGCCCUGGUGGCCUCCACUCUGGACUUCGUGGAGCUCUUCAACCAGGGGGCCGCCUUCCCAGCCUUCGAGAUGGAAGCGUACAGAAACCUGGGCGGCGUGGACUUCCCUCGCACGGCCGACGGGGACCUUGCGGGCACCGUGCACCCCCAGCUGCAGGACCGAGACUUCGAGCCCCUGCAGCCCGGCGCCCCCAUCUUCCAGCUGUUCAGCGGCGAGGACGUGUGCUAUGAGGGGGAGUCCACUGUGUACCCCAUAUUCAUUAACGAGGCCGCCUACUACGAGAAGGGCGUGGCCUUCAUCCGGACGGAGAAGUUCACCUUCUCCGUGCCCGCCCUGCCCGCGCUGGCCCCCACCCCCACCCUGGUGCCCUAACCCAUGCUGCUGACCAGGCUCUGCCCCCGGGGCCCCCCUACUCCCCCACCCAGGCCUCAAUUUCCCAUUCUGUAAAAUGGAAGACGGGCCGGCGCCGCGGCUCACUAGGCUAAUCCUCCGCCUAGCAGCGCCGGCACACCGGGUUCGAGUCCCAGUCGGGGCGCCGGAUUCUUUCCCGGUUGCCCCUCUUCCAGGCCAGCUCUCUGCUGUGGCCUGGGAGUGCAGUGGAGGAUGGCCCAGGUGCUUGGGUCCUGCACCCCAUGGGAGACCAGGAAAAGCACCUGGCUCCUGGCUCCUGCCAUCGGAUCAGCGCAGUGCGCCGGCCGCAGCGCGCCGGCCGCGGCGGCCAUUGGAGGGUGAACCAACGGCAAAGGAAGACCUUUCUCUCUGUCUCUCUCUCUCACUGUCCACUCUGCCUGUCCAAAAAAAAAAAAAAAAAAAAAAAAAAAAAAGGAAGACGCCCGGGGGA
Oryctolagus cuniculus (rabbit) is the source of this 1873-nucleotide messenger RNA. RefSeq names its product aminoacylase 3 (gene ACY3). The record is from RefSeq and is a predicted model, not a curated record. NCBI's taxonomy places the organism in Eukaryota, Metazoa, Chordata, Mammalia, Lagomorpha, Leporidae. Gene Ontology annotation, molecular function: aminoacylase activity; hydrolase activity, acting on ester bonds. Gene Ontology annotation, cellular component: cytosol.